AUGGAUGUCCGAAUCCAUAUUUGCAACUCGAAUGCAGACUCCGUCUCCGGUCAUGUCGUGCUCGCCUGCGAGACCCAAGUGGACAUAGCCACCGUUGCAAUAAAGCUGUCGGGGUCGGCGAUAUCGAGGGUGCACUCUAGGCGACUUUCCGAGUCACAUCAGCUUUUCGGAACAAGUGAACAACUAUUCCCUCCUAACAAAUGCGCGAGCGCCUUCACCUCCAGAAGCGUGACUCUACCUCCAGGAGAACGUGUAUUUUCAUUCUCAAUUCAGUUCCCAAACUCGCACCAUCUCAUGCGGAAUCUGCCACCGUCCACAGGAGACAAAUCAUCCCCGGAGGAGAUCAAAUAUGUCCUCGAAGCGACAGUCCAACAGGACGGGCUCAUUCGCAGAACUCGUAAAGCUACCCGAGAUGUAAAAUUCUAUCCUAUAUCUACCAUCACGCUCCCACCUGAAGGCCAGCAGGUCCAGACCAAAAUGAAGAGGAUUACCUACCACGCAAAAGGCUCCUCCUGCGAGGUUAGUGCAACGUUACUCAACGGGUCCUUCCUCUUCCUAGGCCAGGCGAUUCCACUCGCCGUGGAAGUCACAAACACAAAUCAGUCUAGCAACGACAUAUUUCUGCUCGACUUCCAGUCCAUGCUCUUCGAAACAACUGAGGUUCGAGCCCAAGGGGCUGCAGAAUCAGUCACCCGGGCCUGGAUGGUGCAGACGAUUGCCAAUCUGCAGCAGCCGUUUGUGCCAGAAUUUAGAAAUGACGAAACGGUAUGCGUCGUGAAUAACAACUUAUGGAGUCGGCAUAACGUUCCACUAUUCCUGACCCCGGCAUUCGAGACGUGUAAUAUCAGUCGCAGGUAUAAGCUGGAGAUACGGCUUGGGAUUGGAUUUGCGGGGAAUAAUGUAAGGAUAGUCGAGUUCCAGUUUCCGGUUUACAUUGUUUCCCCCGGGCUGUCUGCAGGAUCUUCUACGAUCGAGAUGGAGAUGCAAGCCCCAGAGUACUGUGAGAAAGAAGUACUUGAGAAGCUAGAGUUCGAGGGUUUAUAA
Messenger RNA from Talaromyces rugulosus, 1044 nucleotides. RefSeq lists its product as uncharacterized. Gene Ontology annotation, biological process: ubiquitin-dependent endocytosis. Gene Ontology annotation, molecular function: ubiquitin protein ligase binding; protein-macromolecule adaptor activity. The transcript is spliced from 5 exons. Bases 1 to 1044 code for a protein of 347 amino acids. Gene Ontology annotation, cellular component: cytoplasm; cytosol; plasma membrane. Lineage: Eukaryota; Fungi; Ascomycota; Eurotiomycetes; Eurotiales; Trichocomaceae. The record is from RefSeq and is a predicted model, not a curated record.